Messenger RNA from Xenopus laevis (African clawed frog), 1894 nucleotides. It is a transcript of the gene dnaaf10.L, whose product is annotated as dynein axonemal assembly factor 10 L homeolog. Gene Ontology annotation, cellular component: dynein axonemal particle. Lineage: Eukaryota; Metazoa; Chordata; Amphibia; Anura; Pipidae. The record is from RefSeq and is marked provisional.
GAAGCAAUAGAGUCACACGGAAAGUACACACAGGUUGAGUCGCAGGCAGACGUCGGCCACCGAACGCAUCAUGUCUUCCCCUCUGGAGAAACCGCAGAUCAUCGCUCAUGUGCAGAAGUCCGUCAACUACACCUUGUUCGACUGCAAGUGGAUCCCGUGCAGCGCCAAGUUCGUGUGUGUCGGGAACCUGGCCCGGGGCAGCGGCGUCCUGCAGGUGUAUGAGAUCCAGCAAGGAGAAGCCAAACUGCUCCAAGAGACUGAGAAGCCCAAACCUAUAAAAUGUGGGACGUUUGGAGCGAGCUCAAUGCAGCAGAGAUACCUGGCUACUGGAGAUUUUGGUGGAAACCUUAACAUAUGGAAUCUGGAAGCACCGGAUACUCCCGUUUACUCUGCAAAAGGCCACAAUGAAAUAAUAAACUGCAUCGAUGGGGUGGGCGGAGUGGGCAUCGGGGAUGGAGCUCCCGAAAUAGUAACUGGAAGCCGAGACGGAACGGUUAAGGUUUGGGAUCCCAGGCAAAAAGAUACUCCAGUGGCCAAUAUGGAGCCUGCAGCUGGGGAGGCCAAGCGAGACUGCUGGACAGUGGCAUUUGGCAAUGCCUAUAAUGAGCAGGAGAGGGCUGUGUGCGCCGGAUAUGACAACGGAGACAUUAAACUGUUCGACCUUCGGAACAUGUCGGUGAGAUGGGAGACCAACAUUAAGAAUGGGGUGUGCAGCCUGGAGUUUGACAGAAAGGAUAUCGUCAUGAACAAAUUAGUCGCUACUUCGCUGGAAGGAAAAUUCCAUGUGUUUGACAUGAGGACCCAGCACCCCACCAAAGGCUUUGCGUCUGUCUCAGAAAAGGCUCAUAAAUCCACUGUUUGGCAAGUGCGACAUCUGCCCCAGAACAGAGACGUUUUCAUGACCAGCGGAGGAGCCGGAAAUCUUCACCUUUGGAAAUACGAAUACCCAGCUCAGCGCUCCCGAAAAGACUCCGAUGGCGUAGAUACGGGCGUUGCCGGAUCAGCGAGCCUUUUGCAGAAUGUGACUCUGUCCACCCAGCCGAUCUCUAGCCUGGACUGGAGCCCCGAUAAGAAGGGACUGUGUGUUUGUACCUCGUUUGACCAGACGGUGAGAGUGCUAAUAGUCACCAAGCUGAAUAGACUAUGAGGCCGGUGCCGGGGAGCACAGAACAUACGUUUACAUGGGACCAUGUCAUAUGUGCGUCCAGUUCAUCUGAUCCAAAAGUGACCGGGAGGGACAGACGCAGAGUUAAAGAGAUCAAUCAACCAGGAAAAGAUUUGAAUAUAAAUACCCACUUAUUAUUUGUAAAGAUUCAUUAGGGUAAUGCCAUGUUCCUCUACAGUCUCACGUCAUGUCCUUCCCAGGACACCGUAGCUCAAAUCCAUUCAGCAGCUGGAGGGAUGCGGAUUUCAUACAGUUUAUUGGAACACUGUUGCAUAAAUACAGAUUAUUGGAUAGCCUGCUGUCCUGCUAAAGUCUAUUAGUUUUCCGAUGCCGUAUCCAGUGCAAACUCCAGUCUUGCUCAUAUAGAGGAACAGUGUUGUUGCCACUCAAUGGAUCAUCACUUUGGUUAUGUGAGAACUGUGGGUCCAGCAAAUUCUUGCUAAUGGUGCAGCCUAGAGCCGCAUGGCUCUGCCCCCCUAUAUAACAAUCCAGUCAAUCAAUUGCCAUCAUCCGGAAAGAUUGUUCCUUUCUCUGUGAUUAUAAGUCUUGUGAAACUUGUGUUUCCAUUGUUGUUCCAUGGAGUUCUCAUGUGCGUUCUCUACUCAAAAGUGCCUUCUGCUUCUCCGUCUCCUCCGUGUUGAUUAAUGAAAUAAACCGCGUGUGUUGGCUCAAUGUGUGUAACAGAUCGACUGUAAGCUCUGCGCUUCAACACUGCUUGUUUUUUUUUAA